AUGGCUUCUCAUUGCGCGUGGACCUGGCGUUCUGUUCCAGAGAAAUGGCCGCGCAUCGACACUCCAGUCCGUAACGUAGUGUGGGCCGAAGUCAGCGAUAGCGUGUUGGAGAUAUCCUUCAUUGCGAGGCGUCGAAAGAAACAUGCGCUGUCCCUCGUGCACAUUACCGGGAGGAUUAAAGACGACCAGGUUCAGCUGGCUACUGCAUUCGCGACCAGCUUGUUGGAUGCAGCGUAUGCCGGUAAGCGAUGGGUGAAGCGCCACCGAAGGCUCCGAGUAUUCGUGAAUCCUAAGAGCGGUCCCGGUGCCUCAGUGUCUCAUUACUUGAAGCGCGUCGAGCCAAUAUUUCAGGCAGCUCGGUGCGUCAUAGAGACCACUUUCACGCAGCACCCUCGGCAUGCGCAGGACCUUGUCAGAGACUUGGAUGUCGACCAGUAUGACGCGGUUGUCACCAUGUCCGGCGACGGUCUGGUUCAUGAAGUCGUGAAUGGCUUUGCUGAACACGCACUUCCAGAGAGGGCCCUCAGUAUCCCAAUAGCGCCUAUACCUACUGGUUCCGGGAAUGGCUUAUGUAUCAAUCUCUUGGGAGUCGAGGAUGGCUACGAUGUAUGUGCAGCUGCUCUCAACGCUGUCAAAGGUCAACCCCUGCGCAUCGACUUGUGCUCUAUUACGCAAAACGACACACGUAUAUAUUCCUUCAUGUCACAGGUGGUGGGACUUUUUGCUAUUGUAGACUUGGGCACCGAGUACCUCCGCUUUCUGGGAUCAACUCGCUUCUUAGUCGGAUAUGUCAUUGAAGUCCUCAAACUGAAGCCGUGUCCAGUCAAGCUCUCGGUGCAAGUUGUCGAAAGCGACAAGAAGCGUAUGGUGGAGAACCUGCACGCCUACCAGGCGCGCGCUAGAGCGAAGACAAGCGGUGCGACGGUGCCUGACGCAGACACCUCAUCCCUCGCCGCCGCCUCGACCGUCGUCGCGUCGCCGUUGCCCGACUCGAAGGCCACGUCAGCGCCCGCGUCACCACUCGAUGACGGCUGGAUCACGUUCGACAAGCCCAUGUCGUAUGUCUAUGCCGGGAAGGGGCCAUACGUCUCGAAGGACUUCAUGCAAUUCCCUGUGUCGCUGCCGGACGACGGGCUUGUGGACGUCGUGGCGCAAGAAAUCACGACGCGCAAGGCGAUGUUGGACGCGAUGGACGGCUCCGAAAAUGGUGAUUCAUAUUGGCUAAGCACCCAACAUUACUGGAAGGCGCGUGCUUACCGCGUGGAGCCCCUCACCUCGAAGAGUUGUCUCUCGGUGGAUGGCGAAGCGUAUCCCUUCGAACCCUUCCAGGUGGAAUGCCAUCGUGAGAUGGCGACAGUCCUCAGUCCCUGCGGGUACUACCAAGCGCAGUUUGACCUACCACAGGACUCGACGAGCAGUUAGUCUCCUGAGCAGUACUCUGGGUGCAGAGCCGCUGGACUCCUGAACCCUUAUUAAUGUAUUGGACCUGGUAUCUAUUUUGUCCCUGGUCAUAUACAUCAUUUAUUGUCU
Molecule: messenger RNA, 1530 nt
Organism: Postia placenta MAD-698-R-SB12
Lineage: Eukaryota; Fungi; Basidiomycota; Agaricomycetes; Polyporales; Adustoporiaceae
Exons: 10
Coding region: 1-1422 (473 amino acids)
Biological process (GO): sphingosine biosynthetic process
Cellular component (GO): cytoplasm; membrane; intracellular membrane-bounded organelle
Source: RefSeq, a predicted model, not a curated record